CAAAGUACAAAUUUUUAAAAGCUGCAUUGGAGCUUCAUAUAGCAACCAAACGCCGCCGCAUCUUCUCACUCAACCGCCAUCAACAAGCAGCCAUUAACAACCACCGUACAAACCCUAACUUCACCAUCACUUACCAGCCAUGUCCACUCUCUCAUUCGAUCUCAUUGAAGAAAUUCUCUGUAGACUUCCAGUCAAAUCUCUCAUUCAAUUUCAAUCUGUAUGCAAAUCCUGGAAAUUGCUAAUCUCCGAUGACCCCAAAUUCGUCAAGAAACACCUUCAGAUAUCACUCUCUUGCCCUGUUCAGAGCCGCCACCACCUCAUCGUAAACUCAACUGGUAAAGUUGGCUAUUGGAAUUCACCAAUUUCCUCUAUUUUCAACACAAUGUCUAAUGCUAUCAUCACUCAAACCAAGCUUAGCUAUCCUUUGAGUCUGAACUCGAUAUCGUUCAAAGUUGUCGGUUCUUGUCACGGCAUUGUUUGUGGUUCAAUUCCACAUUAUGUUCUUUUUUGGAACCCUUCUAUUCAAAAAUUAAAGAUAUCACCAAAUUUAUAUGCUUAUGUUUGUAACACAAUGUAUGGAUUUGGUUAUGAUCGUUAUAACGAUAAUUAUAAGGUGGUUGCUAUUUCUUGUUAUGAUUCUGGGAAAACUAAAGUGAAUGUUCAUACUACGGGUACAAAUUGUUGGAGGAGGAUCCAGGAGUUUCCUUCUGGUGUUGUUCCCGUUGGAGAAUCGGGGAAAUUCGUUGGUGGUACUGUUAAUUGGUUGGCAUCUGAAAAUGGAGUUGAAUUGAAUUCUUCUUCGUUAUGUAUUGUUUCUCUUGAUUUGGGAAACGAGUCUUAUCAGAAGAUUUUGCAGCCCGAUUACGGAGAUGUAAACGUAGUUAGUUUGACAUUAGGCGAGUUGAGGGAUUGCUUGUGUAUCUUUGCUCGUGGUAAGUCGUUUGUUGAUGUUUGGCUUAUGAAGGAAUAUGGAAAAAAAGAGUCUUGGAAUAAAUUAUUCACAAUUCCUUUUAUCGAAGAUAUUGGUUGUAGCAAAGUUGCAUAUAUUUAUGAGGAUGAACAAGUUUUGUUGGUGUCUAGAGCUAAAGAUAUGUUGAAACCUAAGUUGGUUGUUUAUGAUUCUAAACGUGAUACUUUUAAACUUCCCGAGAUUGAAAACAUCAAUAAUUGGAUGGUUCCAACUGUCUAUGUUGAGAGUUUGAUAACAACUUGUUCUUGAUAUUGCCAUGUUGGUGUUGAUUAUGUCACUUGAUCAUAGGAUUUAGCUGCAGCUUAUAUGUUAAAUUUCUAUUUAUGUUAUUUAUUUUAUGCUAGUUUUCAUUGUUAGUGGCUUCAUAAUUAAUUAAGUAUUAAUGGAUUCUACUGAUUGAGGGUUAAAUUUCCAUUUUCUUUCAUUUAUUUGUUAGUUGGAGUUGUAGGUUCGAAAUCACAUUACAUGGUUUGUGGGUUGAUUUUCUAAAAUCUUUGUUUAUAUAGUUCAUUAGUAUUUGUUAAGAUGAAUGUUAACUUAUGCACAAUUUUGUUUGCUACAAAAUGCAUUAUGACCUUAACAUGUUAUGCCAA
Molecule: messenger RNA, 1563 nt
Organism: Trifolium pratense (red clover)
Lineage: Eukaryota; Viridiplantae; Streptophyta; Magnoliopsida; Fabales; Fabaceae
Product: F-box/kelch-repeat protein At3g23880-like
Exons: 1
Coding region: 140-1219 (359 amino acids)
Molecular function (GO): protein binding
Source: RefSeq, a predicted model, not a curated record